CAUUUUGACAGCAGACAGUUGAACUCGCAGGGAGCUCGUACGAGGUGGGCUGAGGACGGAGGAGAGGAGCGUUGCUGUUUGCUCGCAGAAUACUGCGCAAAUAUGUCAUCCGAAAAUCAGGAGACGAUCGCGCAGGUGGAGUCUGGCGAGGAGAAGCAGGAUUUGCAGGAGAAGGAGUCCAACCCAGUAAAGGCUGAGGAGGCAAAGCUGAAGGCCAAGUACCCCAGCCUGGGGCAGAAACCUGGAGGCUCAGACUUCUUGAUGAAGAGGCUGCAGAAGGGGCAAAAGUACUUCGACUCAGGUGACUACAACAUGGCCAAGGCAAAGAUGAAGAACAAGCAGCUGCCCGCCGCUGGGGCGGACAAGAACCUGGUGACAGGAGACCACAUCCCCACUCCCCAGGACCUGCCCCAGAGGAAGUCCUCGCUGGUCACCAGCAAGCUGGUUGGCUAGCUGUGGCCAUCUGCUUCGACAGCCCAGCCACACACCCCUUCCCCUCACCCGCUCUCAUCUCCCUGGCCCCACCCAGCGCUCUCCCGCCAAGCUCCCCGAGGCCUGACCAAUCAGGAAAGGACUCUGGGGUAGACCUCUUUUCUUCUUUUAGGACUUGGGGGUGGAAUCUUUCCUUCUUGCACUUCUGCUUGCGACAUCCUCUGAUUGUUGGCUUUCCCCUCCCUCUGGGAUCGAGGAUUCGGAGUGUGAAGGAGAUCAGCGAAGCCUUUGUAGAUGUACCUUGUUUUCAGUACGCCCGCAUCCGCAAUCUCUCUCACGCCUGUAGGCAGGGCCAUGGCUAGGGUGAUGACAUCGUUUUUUUUCCUUUCGGUUGAUUUUCGAUGUUGGGCAGAAUAACAUGGAUGCUUGAAGCCAAGUCUUUGAAGAGCCUUGGUUUAUUAGCCAAAGAAAAAUGAUAAAUGUUUAGUUUUACAGAAAAAGAAUUUAAAUAAAGCGAGUGAAGAAAAGAAGAGAAUGCGAUGGCAUCGGCUCAGCAGCGCUGACAUAACUCCCCUGUGUUUCCGGUAGUCAUCGGGAGCAAGAACUUCAAAUCGGCUGUGUCCUGCUGCACGCUCUACUUAUGGCUACAUCUUCUCCGACGUUUGCGGUUGUGCCGCAUGAGUAAUGUGUCCUGGCCAAAACUGUCAUCUUAAGCUAACCGGGUGUUUCCGUGGUUACUUUCAUCAGAGGUAAGUUUGAGUUUCCAGCUGCUCUAUGGAUAUUUGGUGCUUCUCAUUUUGUGUUCUUUUCUCCUCACCAUACUGCCCAACCCCUGUAGCCUGAUACUCGCAUCAGGCCCUUGCAGUUCAUGAUAAGCGCAACGAGGAGAAAAACAAAAACGCACCUUUUUGCCGGUCCGAACUGAGGAGGAUACGCGUUCUGCUGCUGCUCCUCUUGCCAUUGGCCUCCAUUGAAGCUCACCAGAACUGUUGAUGGGUGGGUUCUGUUUGGAGACCACAUGUCUGGCUUGAAGGAAAGGAAACAGUCUCAGAAGAUCCACAGACACGCUCUUUGAUUCGUCCCCCCCCACUUUCUCAGACUUUAGUAACUUCCCACAGCCUCUGGUAAAACUGCUGUGUGUUUGUUCUCACUUCACAAUUUUGACAAUGUUUUGGACCGGUAAGGGUGUGAGAUCAGACAGGUGGUUAAGGGCGAAAGAAUGUUCGUAGUGUAUCCUCUGUCACUUUUUAAGAUGAGAGCUUGGCAGUUAUACUUUCACCAACUUUUCACUCACAGGUCUGAUCCAGGCUCUCAUUCUAAAUUCAGAAUAAACAGGAAGGAGGCUCAGUGCACCUCUCACUCCCACUUUGAGCACACUUCUGUAAACUUGGUAUAAAAUCUUUCAUGAUCGGCAUGAGAUGAAAUCUUGCCCCAGAGGGUACAGGAUCCUCUUUUAUGGUCAGGUGAAGCUGACAGGAUUUUGCUUUGGAGGCCACGUGUGCAGAAACGGAAAUGACCUUCCACUGAUAUUCAACGUCAACGAGAUGAUAUCCAUGUUUUGCGUCCCAAUGAUGAAAUCUGACGGAAUGGAUUUCCCGGCAAACGCACUGUGCAUUUGUGUGCGAAUGAUGCCGAUGAGAAGCAUCCCUCCGGGUUAUAUAUAGGUUCAGAUACAGGUUAAUGCUGGCUUUGAUCCAGCUGAUGAGGCACCUAUAACCUGCUUGUCUUAUGUGAUCCCAUAAUGCAACACGUGGCGAUGAAGUGCAGCUCAACUUUGAUUUACAGAGGACUCUACAGAAGUGUUUUGCGCAGAAGUGUGAGGAUUAGUGUGUUGGUCACGGUUUGUGUUUCUUGGGUGUAGCACGUAAGCUCUCCAAGUCUCCUCAGUUCCCAAGUGGGAAUUUAGAAAUGUGGGUGGUAACGUUGAUACGUUUUUUUUAUAGACGCGAACGCCCAGCGAUAGUGCUGAUGAGUCAGACUAGGAAAACUGGAGAUUGGAGAACAUCGAGAGCAUGUGCGAGGUGGAGUUGAAGGUAGGUCUGCACGUGGACAGCUCGCGAUUCCCAGGAGCCACGGCUCUGCCUGUCAUACAUCAGUCGCAGAGAUGCAGCAACGUGGGCUUUGAUGGAUUUUUGACGGCUGAUGCUGUCCAUGUUGGUUCAUAUGGGCGGGGUUUAAGCGUCUCCUGCAGGGUCCGUUGCUUGCUGCCACCUAGUUUCCUGCUGCCCUUUUCUGAAGGCAGGGUGAACACACACUAGGGUCUGUAAGUCUUUAAUGAACCAACUUCGUUCACGUUUAGGCAUUGAGCAAGUGGGCCGGUCGGCAACCAAAGGCCAAUGGAGUUGAAAUGAGAGGCUAGUGAAGGCAAAGAGGUAAGCGUAAGGAGGGUGAUGUGACCCACCCAACAAGCUGUGUGAGAACUGAUCUGUGUGCCAGAUGUGUCCGCUGUAAUAUGGGAAGGGUGAUUGUAUCGUAAAUGACAUGUAAAUAUGGAACUUGUGUGUGAUGGGAAGGAAAGCGCUUUCAGCUUUGAUCGAAUUGAAAUGGACCGAGAUGGAAUGGACUGUAGAGGUUCGCUUCUCGUCCCCCUUUUAUCCGUGAGGAUCGCUCUGUCGUUGGUGAUAAUGUUGCAGAGCCAAUGAACCAAGUUUUUUUUGGAUGUCCAGCAGUCAGGUAAAGCACCUUGGUGAGGCUGUCCAGGUUUUUCUGUGUGUGGUCUGUAUGUAUGUGAGUGUAAGAGUGCUUUUUCCCUUUCCAGAGUGAGCUUUGAAAAGAAUAUUUUUUUUGUAUAAUACAGUGAUUUGGUGUCCUAUCCAUACUGUAAAUAGCGUACAUUCCUACAUUUCUUUUUUUUUUGUAAUUAUCAACCCUCUUAUGUAAUUAAUGAUCUCAUUUUAACCUACAGCUGAAGAAACCUGAUUGUUUCUCUUGUGCAUUUUGUUUUUUUUUGGCUUUGUUGUCACAGAACUUAGGUGGCACCAGACUUACCUGCUUUUCAGCUGCAGAUCAUACAGUAUGAACUUAUAGGUGUG
Messenger RNA from Scleropages formosus (Asian bonytongue), 3464 nucleotides. Its product is annotated as alpha-endosulfine-like. The transcript is spliced from 3 exons. The record is from RefSeq and is a predicted model, not a curated record. Gene Ontology annotation, molecular function: protein phosphatase inhibitor activity. Gene Ontology annotation, cellular component: cytoplasm. The coding region runs from base 103 to 453 and encodes 116 amino acids. NCBI's taxonomy places the organism in Eukaryota, Metazoa, Chordata, Actinopteri, Osteoglossiformes, Osteoglossidae.